Messenger RNA from Lepisosteus oculatus (spotted gar), 1581 nucleotides. RefSeq names its product docking protein 5. The record is from RefSeq and is a predicted model, not a curated record. Gene Ontology annotation, biological process: cell surface receptor protein tyrosine kinase signaling pathway; positive regulation of MAPK cascade; Ras protein signal transduction. Gene Ontology annotation, cellular component: cytoplasm. Lineage: Eukaryota; Metazoa; Chordata; Actinopteri; Semionotiformes; Lepisosteidae.
ACUCCAACCCCUCUGCCUACACUGUAUCUGUCUCUUUCUGUCUGGCUUUGCUGAGCUAUCCAUGUCUCUGUGCAACUCACACACUUCUCCCAUGUGGAUUCAAACUGGCCAUUUACUUUGCACUCCAGAAUGAAUUCCUGAACACUAGCUAAGUGUCUGCAGUCUCAACCAGGAGUGAGAUCUCAGCAUCUGUGCAUCGUCUGACAUCCAGACUCUCCACCAGCGCUGGGCUUCUAAGAUAAGAAAGCUCUCAGGCAAUGGCUUCGAAUUUUAAUGAUAUUGUGAAACAGGGAUAUGUGAAAAUUCGCAGCAGACAUUUAGGGAUCUAUCAGAGGUGCUGGCUGGUAUUCAAGAAGGCAUCGAGCAAAGGCCCAAAGAGACUGGAAAAGUUUUCAGAUGAGCGAGCAGCCUAUUUCCGGUGCUAUCACAAGGUGACUGAAUUGAAUAAUGUGAAAAGUAUAACUAGGAUACCCAAGGGCACAAAGAAGCAUGCUGUGGCAGUCAUUUUUAAUGAUGACACCUCAAAGACUUUUGCAUGUGAUUCAGAGCUGGAGGCAAACGAAUGGUGCAAAGUGCUGCACAUUGAAUGUGUGGGACCCAAAAUCAAUGACUUCAACUUGGGAGAACCAGACCUGCUAGCCACAGGGGUAUUCAGAGAAUGGAGUGAAAGGUUCCAUGUGUUUCUGAUGCCUUCCCCAAACCUGGAUGUCCACGGAGAAUGUAUCCUGCAGAUCACCUUUGAGACGAUUGGCUUGUGGGAUGUCCUGAAUCCCCGUCUCAAAAUUGUCUCUUGGCCCCUUACCGCUCUGAGGCGUUAUGGUCGUGAUCACAACUGGUUUACAUUUGAAGCUGGCAGGAUGUGCGACACUGGAGAGGGCCUCUUCACUUUCCAGACAAGAGAAGGAGAAGCCAUUUAUCAGAAAGUACACAAGGCUGCAUUGGCUAUAGCUGAACAGCACGACUGGCUGUCAAAGAAAUCUAGGAAUGAGAGGAUGCUGAGUGAAAAGACAGCUCCUGAUAGCUCCAUGACACCUCUGCCUCGAAGCAAGUACUGGCCACACAUUAACAGACAGCAAAGCAUAAAGCCAGCCAGCCACUUAAAAGAUAACUCCAGUCCAUUGACGUCUGUGGAUGAGAAGACCACCGUUUGUACAUGAAGUCUUCAUCAUGCACAAGACCAGUUGUGAAAGAGACUUUUGAUGGGGAGACAAUCUAAAAAAAUACCAAAAGGAGGAAAUACUCAAACCAAACUUUUGAUUUAAGUGAAUAAGACAUUUUGUGAAGAAAAUAAUAUAUUUUUGUCUUUUUUUCUUACUACUAUGUCAGAUAAGCACUUACAACUGGUUGAACAUCUUUGUCGUUCGUUUUACCAGUAGGAAACCGUUAUGCAUUAUCGUGCCAAUGUUUGUAGUUUUUGUGGUUAGCCUGAUAAUAUACUGUAUGAUUUUUUUGAUUUAGUAAGAAAAAUGUUUUUAAGGAAUGUGUAUCUCUCACUUGUAUACAGGCUGUUCUCAGUGCUGUACAUGCAUUUGUAAUGUAAAUAGAGGUAAAAUGUUUCUGCCAUGAAUAUUAAAUAAUUUA